Molecule: messenger RNA, 1677 nt
Organism: Penicillium riverlandense
Lineage: Eukaryota; Fungi; Ascomycota; Eurotiomycetes; Eurotiales; Aspergillaceae
Exons: 5
Coding region: 1-1677 (558 amino acids)
Source: RefSeq, a predicted model, not a curated record
AUGAGCAGCACAACACAAACAUGUAUUAUGAACGAUGCCCGAAAGAGCAUUGCCACCGACCCGCCGCAAAGCCUCGAGGCUGACUUUCUAGAAAAGUAUGAGAAGCUCUCACAAGAGCAGGCAGGUCAUCUGCGACAUUUUCACAACCUGGCAUCUCAAAGAGAUGGCGAGUGGAAUUUGAUGGGUUCCCAAGAGCCCGGUCAGGAGUGGGUCGAUGCCUACCGUUACCAGUUGGCGACGAUGGCAUAUGCCUCGGCAGCUGCCCAUUACCACCGCCUACCGGCUCUGAGAUCAGCCUUCCAGGCCUUGUUGGAACGUUUGAUUCAUAAAAUGCUGCGCCGAGACGUGUGGGGAUACUGGUUCCUCACUAGUCACAGUGGGAAGUUCGUUGACCCGGAUAUUGAGGAGCUGAGAAAGCCAUGGGCAGAUCCGAUUGUCAGGGAAAAUAUCAUGUACUCGGGCCAUCUUCUCCUUAUGGUGUCGCUGUAUGCGAUGCUCUUCAAUGACGACAAAUACGACAGGGAGGGUGCCCUCACUUUUAACUGGAACCCGAUCUUUUGGGGAAUGGGCCCAGAAAAGUUCUCAUAUACUCGCAAAUCGCUGCAAACCACGAUCUUGGCAGAAAUGGAGCGUGAGAACUGGCUAGGCGCCUGCUGCGAGCCAAACAGUAUUUUCAUUGUUUGCAAUCAGUUCCCUAUCAUUGCUUUCCGAUACAAUGACAUUCGUGAUGGCACAGACGUUGCUACGGAAGUCCUUAAGAAAUACACUGCGGCCUGGAAAGCGAAAGGCAUGAUCCAGGAUGAUGGAAUGUUUCUUCAGUGGUACUCACCCAAGCAAGACCGGAAGAAGGAGACCAAAGAUAUUGGAAGUACUGCGUGGGGCGCCGCAUUCAUGAACUCUUGGAAUCCGAGCGUUGCGCAUCAUACGUUCGACACGCAGACUGUGGGAUUUCUCUCGCGGGAACAUAAGGGUCGCGUGAAUGUUCAAUCCAGCCAAGUGGCCUCCGCUAUUCGGGACCUUGUCAAGACGGGAGCUGAUCCGGAUUCACCCAGCACUAUACAAGCAGCGCGUACAAUAGUUCUCAGUGACCCCAACCCGCCUUUCGAGCUACCUUUCCCGCGCCCAACAUUUGGAUAUAUCUUGCAAUGGGUUUCUGAAGUGGGAGAUCAGGCUACUUUGGACGGUCUACUGGCCCACGUUGACGAGUUCUUCCAGCCUGCCUGGCACAAUGGUGGACUUUACUAUCCUGUGAAUGAGCGGAGAUCUGAUCGGGAUGGAAAUUGGACAGAAGUUGAGCCGUACACCGGAAAUGCUGCUGUUGGAUACGCCCGUCUCAAUGUGUUUGAUGGGCAGAGGAAGAUGUGGACUGAUCCAUGGACCCCCGAGCAUGUUUCAAAUUCCCCUUUCAUAGAUGGAGUUGACUUGGGGAACGGAAUUGACUUCCUCAGAUGCUUUUGGGACGAGGCGAGGGAAGCCAUGGUGGUGACUAUGCGUUCCUGGGAAGGGACACAGAAAAGCAUCAAAUUACAGUGCUGCAAUCUACCUAUUGGCCGGUACGCAAGCUAUUAUAACAACGAGCUUGCUAGCACACAUCAUGUCGUACAGCUUGCUGACUCGAUUGAGAUAUCUUUGGAUAUCUCUGGGGACGAAUUUGACCUCGUGUUGCUGCGUACCUAG